GCCUCCUUCUCCUAUAUCUCCUCUUCUUCUGCCUUGUUUCUUCUUGUCUUAAAAAUCCCUAGAGAGAAAACCGUCAUCAUCGGUUAAAAGCAAGAGUUAGCAAAAAAGCAGAAGCUAACCAAAUCAAGCAAAUAUGUCUUGGCAACAGUACGUGGACGAGCACUUGAUGUGCGAUGUUGAUGGCCAAGGCAGUCAUCUCACCGCCGCUGCUAUAAUCGGCCAAGACGGCAGUGUUUGGGCCCAGAGCUCUACCUUCCCUGCGUUUACCCCUGAAGAAAUAACUGCGAUCAUGAAUGAUUUUGCUGAACCUGGUUCUCUUGCACCAACUGGCUUAUUCAUUGGUGGUGUAAAAUACAUGGUGAUCCAGGGUGAACCAGGGGCUGUGAUAAGAGGAAAGAAGGGUGCUGGUGGUACUACUGUUAAGAAGACGAACCAAGCCUUGAUCAUUGGUAUAUAUGAUGAGCCUCUGACACCUGGUCAGUGCAACAUGAUUGUGGAAAGGCUGGGUGAUUACCUAAUUGAUCAGGCUCUUUAGUUGCAUAGGGUUGUACGUGGGCGGUUGAUAUCAUUUACGAUGGAGAGCCAGGUGUGAAGAUAAAGUGCUUGGUGCUUGAAGAGUGAAUAUUUAUAUUGCUUUCCCUAUAUUGUAUGAAAUCUUAUUGUUCUUUUUUUCCUCCAAACAUUUUGCGGGAAUGUGUUAUUUUAUAGUGGAAAUUUUAUUUCUAAGGGAUUGUUGACUUGGUCUGAUGAUUUUUCUUAUCCUUAUGCUUAUUGAUGUUAAAUUGCAAGUGUCAUCCAAAAGCUAUCUCCGUUGUAGUUGAAUUCAUAAUGCCAAUUACAAGCAACCAAUUUCUUUUUU
Messenger RNA from Durio zibethinus, 859 nucleotides. RefSeq names its product profilin-1-like. The record is from RefSeq and is a predicted model, not a curated record. Gene Ontology annotation, molecular function: actin monomer binding. Gene Ontology annotation, cellular component: cell cortex. NCBI's taxonomy places the organism in Eukaryota, Viridiplantae, Streptophyta, Magnoliopsida, Malvales, Malvaceae.